Molecule: messenger RNA, 1347 nt
Organism: Malus domestica (apple)
Lineage: Eukaryota; Viridiplantae; Streptophyta; Magnoliopsida; Rosales; Rosaceae
Source: RefSeq, a predicted model, not a curated record
AAAACCUUUCUAAAUCCUCAUCAAUUCAUAUUCGUAUUUUUCUUUUCUUUCCAAUAUUAAUUAUUUGUUGAGAGGGAGAAUUUUGAUGGAGAGCACAAAUUCAUCAUCAGGUUCACAGCACCCGCAGCUCCCGCCGGGGUUCCGGUUUCACCCGACGGACGAAGAACUGGUGGUCCAUUACCUCAAGAAAAAGGCCGCCUCCAUCCCGCUUCCGGUCACCAUCAUCGCGGAGGUCGACUUGUACAAGUUUGAUCCAUGGGAACUGCCAAGUAAGGCGACGUUUGGGGAGCAAGAGUGGUAUUUUUUCAGCCCAAGGGACCGGAAGUAUCCAAAUGGGGCACGGCCAAACAGGGCAGCAACUUCAGGGUAUUGGAAGGCAACUGGGACGGAUAAGCCUGUUCUAUCAUCAAUCGGAAACCACAAAGUCGGUGUGAAAAAAGCUCUUGUUUUCUAUGGAGGGAAGCCCCCAAAAGGGACUAAAACCAAUUGGAUUAUGCACGAGUAUCGGCUUGUCAACAACACCACCACCACCAUCAACAUGAGUUCUAGUACUACUAAGCCUUCUGAUGCAGCUAACAAGAAACCCUCCCUAAGGAAAAACAAAGGGCCUGUGAUGUCUAUAGAUGGUGAUCAUUUUCUUCACAAGGCCGAGGACUCUAAUAGUUCUAUGGAAGAGGGUAUGUUUCUCCACCCGUCAAUACUGCCAACUCAAAAACUGCCGCCGCUGCCGCCGCCACCAUCAUCAAAGCUGCCAACUACAGAUUACACCGCGUUGCUAGAAAGCGAUGAUCACGAGAGCUAUCUUGAGGGCAUACUAUCGUCAAGCGAUCAUCAACCAGGCUCUCACUCUCAUGAUCAUGAUCAGUUUGGCACUAUAUCAACUUCCAUCUCAAAAAGCAGCCUACCCUUGAAACGUCAUCUUCCUUCGCCGUUUUGGAACGACGUGGGAUCGAUAGGGACUGCUGCUGCUACUACUACUUCAUCGAGCAAAAAGUUUCAUGCUGAUCUCAUCAAUGAAAACAACUCAUUUGUUUCUAUGCUGAAUCAGACGCCACAGGGCACGGCACCGUUUCACGCUAAUGCUGCACUUCUUGAGUUGCUAGGAGAUGGGGUUUUGCGCCCACAGUUUCAACUCCCAAGCAUGAACUGGAAUUCCUAGUUUGGUUUUGGUAAGGUUUCGUAUAUAUGUUUUAUGUUAUUAUAUUUUUUUUAAUGAACAUGUGAUUUAAAUUUUUAGUUUAGUUUCACUCUCAAAUUAUAUACUUGUUAUAUAGGCGAUAACAAAUAUGUUAUAUGUAGUUACAGAAACAAUUGAUAAAAAAAAAUUAAUUUGAUAGUUUUAUCCAA